Heterotrigona itama is the source of this 519-nucleotide messenger RNA. Lineage: Eukaryota; Metazoa; Arthropoda; Insecta; Hymenoptera; Apidae. The record is from the annotation of a GenBank genome assembly.
AUGGAGGAUUGGCCAGGGUGCCAAGAUCCAGCGCAGCUGGGUCAGAACGUCGAGAGGGUUGCUCCCGUUAACGUUCGACCGACGCCGGAAAGGGACACGGCGAACAGCUGGAUAUUAGCCGGAGGAACGACCAGAAGUUUGCCACGUUUUCUACGUGCCUCGACCUCCAAAAAUGCCAACGAAAUGGUGGAACGUGACAGUGAAGAAUUUUUCAAUGAAUUAUAUCGUAGUGACGUGGAAAUUGAUAGUUUAUCGAAAGACAGUUAUAAAUUGGAUAUCAGACCUCCAAAACAGCAAAUUUGCAAAACCUGUUGUGUACCUUUUGCGUAUUGUAACAAUUUACAACACGCAAAUGGAAAAUGUCUUCACGUUGCCGCCUUUGAAAUAAAAUGGACGACUCGUUUCAAAGCCAAGCCUGUAUCAUUUCAUUUUUCAAAAUCACAUCACGAGUACAUAUUCGAACAUCAAUGGAAGCUACUGCACAUAUCUGGAAGUGAACGCGAUUACGCGCAGCGUUAA